UAAACAACUAUGGCUUGCGUAAAAAUCGUGAAACGAAACGUCAGCUGUCAAAUACUAAUGUACUAAGCGCGACCCGAUGACACCAGUGAUAUAUUUAAUAUUUUUUUAUUACAAUUCCAAUAUAUAUUUUUCCACACAAUAAUACAUAAUUUAAAAGCUGAAGAAGUUACAAAUGAGUAACUUCAAAACUCUUCGACUAAAUGACGACGAACUAACAUCACCAUCUUCAGACGAAAAGAUGGACACUGGCUCCGAAUCCUUUCGUUCCCAAGACACCCCCAACUCUGUCCUCUCCUCAGACUUCGAGGGCGACCACCCUGAACCGGUCUUAAGGCUCCAAAACCCUGAAAUACUCCGCCUAUCCGAAACUGAGCGGUUCAACGACAGUUUGAUAACGAAAAUGUCGAAUCUUCACUUAGACUCCCCUCGUCCUAAAAACCUUGGUAUUAGCCCACCGAAAUUUAGCUCAACCCUAACUCUUACUACUAGCCAUCCGUUAAUGAGUCCAGAUGAAAACUACCCGGAUUUAAUACCGAAGAAAUUGCACAAAGUAGAUGAUGAUAAGGAUCUAAGUUUGUCAAGUAUUGAAGACGAAAGGGCGAGCGAUAAUACUUGCUUCUAUAGUCCUCAAAGAAAUACUUCGAAAAAUAAUCUUUAUUUUACCGAAUGCUUUGUGACUGCUGAAAGCCAGGAUCUUACAGGGUUGGACCUGACGGUUCCUCCUGAUGUGGCAAGAGUUGAGAAGGUGGAACGGAGGAAGAUUGUGCCCAAAUUGAGGGAUGGUACUCCUCAAAAAGAUGGGAUGUUGAAGUAUAUAGAGGAAUCUCAUAAGCAAAGUACUCCUAAGUCUUUGCCGGUGGAUAUUGCUGUGAAUGAGGAGUUUCAUUCGGUGGCGGAAUGGUGCGAAUCGCCCUCACAUCUUCGAUCGAUGCCGAACUUCGAACUGCCUAUUGAGAUGUCUAGCAGUUUAGGAAUGCAUAACGAUCUAGGUUCCCCCGACGUGAUCUCCGCCUCCACACAAGAGGACAGGUCAGCAUACCAGGCGCUCCUGGACCCUUACACCGGCAGCGUGGCGCUCCGCCACACGCCGGCACCUAACCGGAGCCCUGGCUUGCAGCGGAGGAAAAUACGACUGCCCCCCGAAGAAGACAGAUGCAGCUUAGACAGCGUGAGCGCGUGCUCCAUGGAGUCGGAGGAGGAACCGCCUUCUCCCCAGGAGUUGGAGCCGCAGCCGGUCAACCAGCACCUGGUGCUCAGUGACGAUGAGGGGAGCAAGAUUUCAAAAUCAACAAACACGCUAUCGGAAGCGAGCGACCCGAUCCCGGAGUACUCGGCGGCCGAGGAGUUCAGCAACGAGAGAGCCUGGAUAUCCGUGCCCAGGGGGGGAGGGCAUGCUACUUGUGACAUGAAGGUAAUAGAGCCAUACAAGCGCGUGAUAUCUCACGGCGGCUACGACGGUGGCGGUGCGGCUCUCAUAGUGUUCAGCGCCUGUCAUCUGCCCGACAAUGCACGACCAGACUAUACUUACUGUAUGGAUAAUCUGUUCCUGUACGUCAUCUGGACACUGGAACGCCUCGUCACAGAUGACUACGUACUAGUAUACCUGCACGGCAGCGCGGGUCGGAGACGUCUGCCCAGCUUCCACUGGCUGCACGAGUGUUAUAAGCUUAUAGAUCGGAGGUUACGUAAGAGUCUGAAACACUUGUACCUGGUUCACCCGACGUUUUGGCUGAAAUCUUUCGUCAUACUCACCAAGCCGUUUGUAAGUUCGAAAUUCUUUCGCAAGCUAUCGUACGUGCGCAGCCUCGCGGAGCUCAUGCAGAAAGUGCCCAUCGAGCCCAACGCCAUACCCGAGCUAGUUAAACAGUACGAUGCUACUAGGCGAUAGAUAUAUUAAUAGCUAUAUAAACUUAUGUAUGCACAGUUUUUCGUAGAGUGCUCAAAUUCAUAA
Molecule: messenger RNA, 1951 nt
Organism: Helicoverpa armigera (cotton bollworm)
Lineage: Eukaryota; Metazoa; Arthropoda; Insecta; Lepidoptera; Noctuidae
Exons: 10
Coding region: 173-1888 (571 amino acids)
Cellular component (GO): cytoplasm
Source: RefSeq, a predicted model, not a curated record